Molecule: messenger RNA, 588 nt
Organism: Xylaria bambusicola
Lineage: Eukaryota; Fungi; Ascomycota; Sordariomycetes; Xylariales; Xylariaceae
Exons: 1
Coding region: 1-588 (195 amino acids)
Source: RefSeq, a predicted model, not a curated record
AUGUCAGAUGGGAAGCUUUCGACUUGUCCCGCCUGUCCUCCUCAAACAACUGCGAGGGGACGCCGACUCAAGCCAGGCCUACUCAGACCGGACAUUCUCCUCUAUGGCGAGCCGGAUUCGCGGGCUGAUCCGAUCACGCAGAUCAUUCAACAUGAUCUGUCCCUCGACAUCGAUCUCCUUUUGAUUUUCGGAACAAGCCUUACGGUCCACGGCAGCCGGGAGCUAGCGAAGAGCUUCGCAAGACUUGUUCGCCAGAAUAAGGGCAAGGUUCUUUUUAUAAACCGCGAGGAGCCGGCAAGAAGUGACUGGGGCGGCGUGAUCGAUUAUUGGGUUGACUUGGAUUCUGACGUGUGGGUUUGCGACGUGAAAAGGCGGCAUCCUCGCUUCUGUUCACCAUCAACCCCAGGAGGAUCGGAUCUUCUCACUACCACAGUCGAACAUGGUGAAGGUAAUAUCAGUCGAGCAAGAGAGCACGUGCCUAUUUGUGGAAUAUGGGGGGUCGGGGCGAAGAAGAGGCUCGCUCCGCCAUCAGAUCAUCCGGUCAAGCGCGUGAAGAUGCAUCUGCCGGGGGGCAUCAAGAAAACUUGA